Messenger RNA from Aphidius gifuensis, 7208 nucleotides. RefSeq names its product A disintegrin and metalloproteinase with thrombospondin motifs 9-like. The coding region runs from base 905 to 6319 and encodes 1804 amino acids. The transcript is spliced from 28 exons. Gene Ontology annotation, molecular function: metalloendopeptidase activity; zinc ion binding. The record is from RefSeq and is a predicted model, not a curated record. NCBI's taxonomy places the organism in Eukaryota, Metazoa, Arthropoda, Insecta, Hymenoptera, Braconidae. Gene Ontology annotation, cellular component: extracellular matrix. Gene Ontology annotation, biological process: extracellular matrix organization; proteolysis.
UUUCAUGAGUUCAGUCGGUGCAUGUGAGCGGAGCCAGCCGGUCGUGACUCCUUCUCCCCUAUUUUAAUUGACACGUUUUUUUUUUUUAAUUUUUAAAUAUUUUUUUUUAUUAUCACUAAGUUAGUAAUAUCGAAAUUUUUUUAUUUAUAAAUUCUCGUCUUUUAAAAAAUUUUAUUUAUCAUAAAUCAAACGUUUGUUUUAAUUUUUUUCAAAUCAGGUGAAAAUAUAAUUUAUUUAAAAACCAAUUUAUUUUUAAAUAAUAAUAAUUAUAAGUUUAAAAAAAUAUAUAUUAUUUAACAGUGAAAAUGUGAAGAUAUUUUAUAAUUUCUUUAAUUUUUUAAAUUACGUAGAUUUUUUUUUUACAAAAAUGAUAAAAUUUAGAAGAUUAAAUUAAAUGACAAUAAUGAGUGAGACAAAUUGAUAAGAUUUUUUUUUUUUUUUAAAUUUUUUUAUCAUGUUUUGUGUAAAUAAAUUAUUAUCAUAUUUUAUUUUCGUCAAAUUUACAUGAGACUCUGAACUAUUACAAUAAUUAAUAAGUGAAGUGUUAUUAACUUGAUCAAAAAAAUAAAUAUAAAAAAUCGGCGAGAUUCCCUCCAUGUUUAUCGAACUCUUAAAUGUCAAGUUUAAUAUCCAUCCACUUUCAAUGAAUAUUUACAUAAUAUAAUAUUUAAAAUUAUCAAUUUUUUUUUUUUUUCAUUAACAAAAUGAAAAUAUUUAAUAUUCAUAAAAGCCCUUUGUCAAUCAAUAAUUUCCAUCAAAAUAUUUGAACGAAAUCAAGUGACAAUGUCGCGAUAGUGAUUGAAAUAUAUAUAUAUUUUUUUUUAAUUAAUUAAACUAAAUGUAAUAACUCUACUUUGACGAUAAUAAUAAUAGUAAAAUAUUUUUGAUAAAUAAACUCAUCGAGAUGUCGAGAUUAUCAAAUCGCUUGUCAUCAAUCGCUGCUGUAUUUGCGAUUGCAUUGCUCGUUAUAUUUAUUGUGAUCAUGUGGUCUGAUUUUGAAUCGAAAAAUAAUGAAAAAAAUGAUAAUAUUAAUACAUCAUCAGCAUAUAAACAAUCACGUUUAAUAAACGUAAAUCAAAAUAUUAAUAAUUAUAAUACACCUGAUAUUAUUAAUAUUUCGCCAAGUCAAGAAAAUGAUGUAUCAUCUGAUUCAUUUGAUGAAAAAAAAUGGGAUCCAAGAGAUGACUUGUUUCCUAAUAACAACGGAGAUAUUGAAUACGUGAAGCCAAUAAAAAUAAGCCAGAACCAGUAUGAAGAUCCACCGACAAAAGAUAAUAAUGCAAGACGUCAUCAUACCGGUCACUUUCGACAUUCAUCAGCUGAAGUUUGGGAUCCACAUCCACAAUAUGAGUUCACUGCAUUUGGUAAACACUUUCGUUUAAUUUUGGCACAUGACACCAGCUUUGUUUCACAAGAUGUCAAGGUGACUCAUAUGAGUAAAAACAAAACCAAAUGGGAACAUCCGGGUCACCAGCUGGGUUGUUACUACAGUGGUGUUGUUGAUGGUGAUCCAAAAUCAGAUGUAUCUGUCAGUCUUUGUCAUGGCAUGAUGGGUCAUGUCAAAACAUCAACAGGAAGUUACAUGAUCAAGCCAGUGGAAAAUUGGAAAAAUGACAAAAACAUAACUGACCAUGGUACAUCACUUGAGCAUGCUAUCUAUCGUGUUUCAACGAACCGUACAACCACAAAUGAUGUCAAUUUUCCCAGCAACACAAACCACAAUUGUGGUGUUAUUGAUUACGAUACUGUUGAAGAAGAAGCACCAUCACCAUUAAUUGAUGAUACAUCAGCUGCUCAUAUUUAUGUUGGUGAUCAUAAAAGAGAACGUCGAUCAUUAACUGAAAAAGCAUAUAUCGAUGAUUCAAUUGAAGAUGACACAGUACCAGUCUUGGGAGAAUUUUUACGUGAUGAUGAUCAAACAUAUUAUCCAGAUCACAGUUCAUGGAAUGACAGAAGAUAUGAAAGAAAAAUGAUUAAAGAAAUUAUUGAUAAGGAUGAUGGAAUGACAUCUGAUGAACUGUCAAGUUGGCGACUGAGACGUGCUUUACCACGAGAAUAUUUUAUUGAGAUCACGGUUGUUGCUGAUGCUAAAAUGAUGGAGUAUCAUGGUGAUGGCCUUAUUGGAUACAUACUUGUCCUCAUGAGUACGGUAUCAAGAAUAUAUAAAGAUCCAUCAAUUGGUAAUCCGAUAAGUAUUGCUGUGACAAGAAUAGUGCCAACAGAUGAAAUAUUUGGUACAAAACAUGAAAAUAGUGAUGGAAUGUCAGCAUCAGAAAUGUUGAAACAAUUUUGUAUCUGGCAAAAACGCCAUAAUCCUGAUGAGCCAUCAUCAGAUCAUCAUGAUGCAGCUCUACUUUUAACCAGGGAAAAUUUGUGUCACAAUCCAGGACAAGAUAAAUGUGACACACUUGGUCUUGCUGAGCUUGGUAGAAUGUGUUCACCAGGUUCUUCAUGUGCCAUAGUACAGGACAAUGGUCUUGCUUCGGCCUUCACAAUUGCCCACGAGAUUGGACAUGUAUUGAAUAUGCCACAUGAUGAUGAUUCAAAAUGCGUUAAAUUCCAAAAUCUUUCUGGAGUUCUUAAUGUGAUGUCACGAAUGUUGGAUGCCAAUACUUUUCCUUGGGAAUGGUCCAAGUGUUCGCGCCAUCAUGUCACGGAAUUUCUUGAAGCCGGAUAUGGAAAUUGUUUACUUGAUCAACCAAGCAACAGAAUUAAAUCAAGCUUUGGAAGAUUACCAGGUGAAGAUUAUUCAGAAGAUCAACAGUGUGAACUUGUAAAUGGUCCAGGUUCUCAAAUAUGUCCACAAAAAGAAAUAGUAGGAAAAGAUCUGUGCAAGAGACUUUGGUGCAUCGUGCCACCCAGGAAUGAAUGCCAUACACAGCAUAUGCCAUGGGCUGAUGGUACACCAUGUUCAAAUGGAAAAUGGUGUAAUCGUGGUGAAUGUGUAUCACGUAAAAAUUUACAACCAAUUGAUGGACAAUGGGGUAAAUGGGGACGUUAUGGUGAUUGUUCAAGAACAUGUGGUGGUGGUAUUAAAAAAAAAUAUCGUGAAUGUGAUAAUCCAUCACCUAAAAAUGGUGGUAAUUAUUGUAUUGGUGAUAGAGUUAAAUAUCGUAGCUGUGCAACAAAUGAAUGUCCACAUGGAUCACCAGAUUUUCGGCAAGAACAGUGUUCACAAUUCAACAAUAAUAAUUUAAAAAUUCAGGGUUUAGCAAGGGAUGUUAAAUGGAUUGCAAAAUACAUGAAAAUACCUGAAGAUCGUUGUAAGUUAUAUUGUCAAGUUAAAAGUAAUCAAUACUACAUGUUACUUGAAAAAGUAAUUGAUGGUACACCAUGUGGACUUGAUACAUUUCAUAUAUGUGUUAAUGGACAAUGCAAACAUGCUGGAUGUGAUCAUACACUUAAUUCAACAGCUGAAUUAGAUUCUUGUGGUGUUUGUCGUGGUGAUAAUUCUACUUGUCAAAGAAUAACUGGUUCAUAUAAUUCAUCUGGAGUUUAUGGAUACAGAAGAAUUACAAAAAUACCAGCUGGAAGUAGUUUUAUUGAUAUUAGACAACAUGGCUGGAAUGGAAUGCAUAAUGACAGUAAUUAUUUAGCAUUGAGACUUGGAGAAUAUGGACAAUAUAUAUUGAAUGGAAAUUACAUGGUGAUGUAUAAAAAAGUUAUUGUACUACCUGGUAUUGUAAUUGAAUAUAGUGGAUCAAAAGGAGCUGUUGAAAUAUUAAAUAGUUCAAGACCAAUUGGUGUUGAUUUAAUUCUUGAAGUUUUAUCAGUUGGUGAUAAUAUUGUACCACCACAAAUAACAUACGAGUACACUGUGCCAAAAAAAAUACUCGACAGUUAUACUUGGAUACUAAGUGAUUGGUCAAGUUGUAGUCACAUGUGCCAAGGUGUAAUGCAAAGACGAGCUGAAUGCCGAAGUACUGAACACAAAGAUGUUGUUUCUGAUGAUUAUUGUCAACAUGAACAACGACCAGAUGAACAUACACGUUCUUGCAAUACUGAUUGUAUAUUAAAAUGGCAUUUGGCAAGUAAAACAGAAUGUUCAAAUCAUUGUGGAUCUGGUAUACAAACAUCAACAUUUCAUUGUGGACAAAUAUCAAAUAAAACAUUUUGGAAAUUACCACCACAUGCAUGUUCACAUCUUGAUAGACCAAAAGAAACUGAACCAUGUAUUGGACCAUGUGAUAAUGCACACUGGUCAUACAAUGAUUGGGAUACUUGUAGUGUAACAUGUGGUGGUGGUAUACAGACAAGAACAGCUAAAUGUAUUGAUUCAAAUAAUAGAGUUGUUUCUGAUAAUAAUUGUAAAACACCAAGUAUUCUUAAAAGGCUUUGUGGUCAAGAUGCCUGUCCAAAAUGGGCUUUUGAUAAUUGGUCACCAUGUUCAGUUAGUUGUGGAAUUGGUAAACGUGUAAGACCAUACUGGUGUCAAGUGGAUAAUCAAGUUGUCAAUACAGCUUAUUGUAGUAGUCCAAUAUCAAAUGUUGCUGAACCUUGUAAUGCAGGUCCAUGUCAUCGAUGGUCCACUGGAGAAUGGAGCUCUUGUUCAGUCACUUGUGGAGAGGGAACUCGUCGUAGAAAAGUUGCUUGUUUAAAUGCAGACGGUACAAUUGGUGAUGCUUGUGCUGCUUCUGAAAUUCCAGACGACAUCGAGACUUGUGCUCUAGAUCCUUGUCCUACUGUUGCAAGUCUACCACCAGUGAUCUAUUCAUCUGGACCACCUCAUGAUGAACAGUCAGAGCAUGAAAAUGAAGUUGAUAAUAAUGCAAUUACAUUUCAGUCUGGUUAUGAUUGGCGAAUUGGAAGUUUUAGUGAGUGCUCGAAAUCAUGUAGUGGUGGAUAUAAAAAAAGAGUUGUACAGUGUACAGAAAAAGAGACUCAUAUUGGAGUACGUGAUGAUUAUUGUGAUGCUCAUCGACGUCCAGCAAGUACCUUAUCAUGUAAUCGACAUGCUUGUCCAGUAUGGAAUACUGGUGAAUGGAGUCAGUGUAAUGUUGAAUGUGGUGAAGGCUUUCAAUAUCGUCAAGUACGUUGUCAAAGACCAGAUGGUGAAGUUUUAUCAAAUUCAGAUUGUGCUAAUAUUGAAAAACCAAAACAUGCAAAAAAAUGUCGUAAAGUUGCUUGUACAAAUUCAAAACCAAUUCGUACUGAUGAAAAAAAAUAUUUAUCACGUAAAUGGAGAAUAUCAAAUUGGACUCCUUGCUCAAAAUCAUGUGGUGGUGGAAUAAAAACACGAAAAAUUGAGUGUAUGAUGAGAUUAGGAAGCAAUGAUGAGCUAGUUGAUGAUGUUGAAUGUCUGAGAGCUGGAUUAACAAGACCAAAAUCACAACGUCCAUGUCAACGAGUACUUUGUGAUUAUUCCUGGCAGGAAAGCAGUUGGUCCGAGUGCUCAGUAGAUUGUGGUGAGGGAAUACAACGACGUACAAUUACUUGUCAUCGUGUAAAUCGUUUUGGCUGGAUUGAUCCAACUCCAACUGAUGGUUGUUCAAUUAUUGAAAAACCAGAAAACGAACAGUCAUGUAAACUUCGAGAAUGCAAUGACAAGUACUAUUGGACUGCUGGAACAUGGCGAAAGUGUAGUCAUCAGUGUGGUCGUAAAGGCAGACAAAUACGACGUCUAUUUUGUCAUGACAGAAAGGGUAAAAAAGUUGCAAGAUCUAAUUGUCCAGUGACAUUAAAACCACAAAGAAAACGUAAAUGUAAUCAAAGACGUUGUAGACCAUUGACAUGUUUAGAGGCAAAAAAACGUAACAGUAAAGAUGGAGAGUAUACAUUACUUAUUGGUGGAAGAAAUAUGUCAAUAUAUUGUCAUAAUAUGAUGACCAAUGAACCAAAAGAAUAUCUAACACUUCCAGCUGGUGAUCGUGAAAAUUAUGCUGAAAUAUAUAACAAAAGAUUGCUCAACCCUCAUUCAUGUCCACAUGAUGGUCAACGAAAUGACAGUUGCAAUUGUGUUUCUGAACAUGGUGCAAUAUCAGGUAGAACCAUGUACAAGCGUGUACGAAUUGACGUUGAAAAGUUAAUUAUUCUAGCAAAUGAUUAUACAUUUUCGAGGACAGACGGGGCAAAACGUGUUGAAUAUGGUAAAGCUGGUGAUUGUUAUAGUUCGGCAGAUUGUCCACAAGGAAGAUUUAGCAUUAAUUUAGGUGGUACAUAUCUAAAAUUAUCAUCAAAAGUUAAUUGGAUACCACAAAAAUCAAGAGCACAUCUUGCCAUUGAUAGAAUUAAUGAUCAACGGAUACUUGGUAGGUGUGGUGGAUAUUGUGGUUUUUGUACACCAAAUAUGGAUUUAAAAUUAAAUGUACUGCCGUCUUAGCUACAAUUUUUUUUAGUUUAAAAAAAAAACAAACAAACAACCUUGAAUUAAUUAAACAAAAUUCUGGACUGAUGUUGAUUUGAGUUACUUUUAUUACUCAUGAUAAUUCAAUGCAAAAUCGUGAUGCCAUUGAUCAGUUUAAAAACAAAAAAAAAAGUACUCUCAACUGUUGUCGUUUUUAGUAUUAAUAACUUAUUAAUUUAGAUCGUAAUUUUUAUUUUAUAAUUAUCUUUACAAUUGACUUUUAUUAUUGACAUGAAUUUUUAUUAUUUAAAAUAAAAAGAACAAACAAAAAGAAACUUAAAUAGAUUAAAUAUUAGUUAUACAAUUUUGUCAUUAAAUGACCAUGAAAAACUGCUCUCUUUAUCUCUUUUAAAAAUUUAAAUUUUUUAUUUAUCUUUUUACAAUAUAUACAGUAGAUUAAAUUUAACUUGCAAUUAUAAUUUCACUGCCAUAAUUAAAAGUGCAAAUUAAAAAGAAAAAAAAAUAUAUAUAUAGAUAUUUUAACAAUUUUUAAAUGAAAUCAAAAUACUGUGAAGCUAAUUAUAGUUAAUUUUUUAAAUCAUUUUUACAUUUUAUUAAAAUAAAACAAGUAUAAAAAUAUUUCAGUUAUAAAAUAUUAGUUUAAGAGUAUAAUGGUAUUAGUAGAUAAUUAAUAUAUUUUGAAUUAAAUAAAUAACUAAAUAUUUUAAUUAUAAAAAAAAAAAAAAUAUAAUGAUGCCAUCUAUUUUUGUUGAUAACAGUUUUUGUUUACUUUUAUUUUUUUUUUUAUAGUUACGCGCAAUAUUUAAUAAUCGGUUUGUAAUUAAAACGAUAAAUUUGCCUUGCUCGAUGUUCGUCCACGUAUUAAACUUAGAUAAUUUUUUUAAAAAACAAUUGAAAACAAAAA